GCCAUCUGAGACGAUCUUCAUAUAUUCACUGAUUGAAACAGCUCGUUGAAGUAAUUCUGCUGCAUUUAAUGUAGUUUUGUCCAAACAUUGUAAUUUUACUUUUUUACUAUGCUUAAAUGUAUGCUUUGAUUUCCGUAACUUGGUUAAGGAGACGCUCUUGUUUAUCCUCAUGCCAAAAUCAGGAGAAACACUAGCAGCGAGAGGUUAAAAACCGAUGUGGCGUUGAUGCAAUACCCACAAACGCGGCUAGGUGUCGCCCUUAAAUUCUUUACUGCAGUUUUCCACGUUCUCGCCGCGCGGCCGUCUUGGCCAGUUGACCCCGCGGUGACCCCGGUCGUCAUUCGCUUCGAAGCCGUCAGACGACUGUAAACAGGAGGAGAUGGCUGACGAAGGGGGUGGAGGCGACAACAACAUCAACAACAACAUGGGAAACCAGUUACAGCUCGUACCAGAAAACGGAGAGGAGGAUGAAGAUGAGAUGGAGACAGAAGACCAUGACAGUGAAAAUGCUGAAAAGCCCAACAUCAUCAACUUUGACCCCAGUCUUCCGACGUCACAUGCUUACUUGGGUGCAGACAUGGAGGAGUUCCAUGGGCGCACAGUACACGAUGAUGACAGCUGCCAGACCAUCCCCGUGCUGCCACACAUGGCACUGAUGCUGAUCCCUGGCCAGACGCUGCCCCUGCAGCUCUUCCGGCCUCAGGAGGUCAGCAUGAUGCGCAGCCUCAUCCAGAAGGACCGUACCUUUGCCGUGCUUGCAUACAGUGACGCAGGGGAACAGCAGGCAGAAUUUGGGACAACAGCGGAGAUCUACGCUUACCGUGAGGAGCAGGAGUAUGGAAUCGAGACUGUCAAGGUGAAAGCAGUGGGCCGUCAGAGAUUCAGGGUUCAUGAGCUUAGAACCCAAGCUGAUGGGAACCGCCAAGCGAAAGUGCAGAUCUUGCCAGAACGGAUCCUACCAGACCCCCUCUCUGGCGUGCAGCUCACUCCGCUGUCCCGUCUCCACAUGCACCCUUGUUCUCGGCCUGCUGCCAAGCACUGCUUACAGGCCCGCCGCUGGUGGAACAGAUACCAGAAGAGGAAGUUUCAUUGUGCCAGUGUGACUUCAUGGCCUGCCUGGGUGUACUCACUCUAUGAUUCUGAGGUUCUAAUGAACAGAGUGAAGAGACAGUUGCAUGAGUGGGAUGAGAACCUGAAAGAUGAUUCCCUUCCCACAAAUGCUAUAGACUUUUCUUACAGAGUGGCAGCAUGCCUGCCCAUCGACGAUGCCCUUCGAAUCCAGCUCCUGAAAAUCGGCAGUGCCAUCCAGAGGCUCCGCUGUGAACUAGACAUCAUGGACCGCUGUACCUCCUUGUGCUGCAAACAGUGUCAAGACACAGAGAUAACCACGAAAAAUGAAAUCUUCAGCCUGUCGCUGUAUGGACCCAUGGCUGCCUAUGUGAAUCCCCAUGGAUACGUUCAUGAGACUCUCACAGUGUACAAGGCCAGCAAUCUCAACUUGAUAGGAAGACCAUCUACACUGCAGAGCUGGUUCCCUGGGUAUGCUUGGACGGUCGCCCAAUGCCGCAACUGCGGCUCCCACAUGGGCUGGAAGUUCACAGCCACCAAAAAGGACCUGUCCCCCCAGCGCUUCUGGGGUUUGACUCGCUCUGCCAUGCUGCCGCGCAUCCCCAAGUCAGAGGGUGAGGAGGGUGAGGAGGGCUCCCGGCUGCUGUGCCUCUGAGCUGGAAAGUCCUGGUGACCCAGAGCUGGAUGCACAGCAUAGAGCUCUGCCCCCUCCCACAAUGCUAUUGCACAAAAUGAGAACAUCUGUAUUAAAGUUAAGCUAACAAUUCAUGCUCUUUCUUCUUGAAUGUCUGCUUUCAAAUUACAAUUUAGACUUACGGAGGGAGGGAUUGUUUCACACAUUGUAAGAGCAAGAGAAACUUGCCAGUAGCCACAUUGUGAAUCUUAGAUAAAGAAAAGGAUUGAGAGGUGCCUGAGAAAAUAUCAGCCCUGGAUUGUCAUAUCAGAAUCACAGCACGCUACACUCCUAGGCAUCAUAAAUGUACAGUAUCCUGCUUCUUGCAUAUCCAGUGGAGAUUUUUCCAGAGACAUGGCAUACUUAGACAUACAGUUCCCUUGUUCUCCGUCGUGUGCCUGUAUCUGUGGCACUGUGAGACCGACUUCUGCGUAACCUAGCAUGCUCUCCCAUAGGGUAUUAGAGUGGUGAACGUGCACUUCUGGGAACAACCCCCUCAAUCUGUCUUAACCUGUUGCAUUUUUCAGAACAGAUUUAGACCCGUUUUAAUACUCUAGGUUUCAACGACAUUCAUUUGAGCCUGUCCAAAAUAAAAUAUGCAAUACAGGACACACACAUCGGUAUUGCUCUUUCUUUAAAGUGUGAAAGUUAAGUGUAUAAAGACUUUGUGCAGCAGCAUUAAUUCUCAAAGGAUACAUGAUAUAGUUUCUCCUAAACUGAUAAGUUAUCAUUUUGAAAUUGAACUAAAGAAUUUGGGGAAAAUUGUAAAUGGGAAAUAAUAUUUUAAGAGUUUUGUAAC
Molecule: messenger RNA, 2540 nt
Organism: Scleropages formosus (Asian bonytongue)
Lineage: Eukaryota; Metazoa; Chordata; Actinopteri; Osteoglossiformes; Osteoglossidae
Gene: crbn
Product: cereblon
Exons: 11
Coding region: 380-1723 (447 amino acids)
Biological process (GO): protein ubiquitination
Cellular component (GO): Cul4A-RING E3 ubiquitin ligase complex
Source: RefSeq, a predicted model, not a curated record